UCAAAAGGCUAGUGUUCCUUUCUGUUGUUGUUGACGUAAACUUUCCACGUUUCAACAUCUACUCGAACCGUCCCAAUCUGAGUUCUCAGAUCAAUAAAAGAAUCCCAACCGCUUCCCUCAACCCAGCAAAGAAAAACAUUUCUGCCCGCAAAGCAAAUUGAAUAUGUGUUUGGUAUUUUUGUGUGAUCAACAAGAGAGAGAGUUGGGAAGACAGCAAGCGCCUGGGUGUUGUCCGCACUGUGGGGGCAAGGUGGUAGCUGCUGAUGUUGAGAGUCGGUGGAGGUUCUGUUUCUUACCCAUUUGCUUCAAGAUUAAGAGAAAAUAUUCCUGCACCUUAUGUUCUAGGCGUUUGGUCUUGUAUUACUAGUUCUAGAUGGCUUUUCUUCUUCUUCUUGGAUGUUUAGAAAACUUUUCCGUUUCGGGGAAAUGUGAAAAAUUCUCAAAGCAUUUGAAUGGCGGCCAUCGAUUGCUUUGAUCUUCAUAAUUGUAGAUGCUCUGCUCUCCAUUGGUAUUCUAUUCUUUUUGCUCU
Molecule: messenger RNA, 529 nt
Organism: Theobroma cacao (cacao)
Lineage: Eukaryota; Viridiplantae; Streptophyta; Magnoliopsida; Malvales; Malvaceae
Source: RefSeq, a predicted model, not a curated record